UUUUUUUUCAUUCUCGAGUAAAUCUAAAUCAAAAUGGGUAAAACAACAUUGAUCGCUUCGUUAAUCUUAUCAAUAGUCAUCGCCAUGACUAUGUCGUUGGAUACUCCUGAGUUAAAACUUAUAAAAGCUCAUAAUGUCCUGGAUCAAUCUUAUAUAUCUAAUAUUAUUCACAAAUUAAGAAACAUUCAGGGUGAAGCAAAACAACCGGACCUAGAAGUUUAUUUAUUGAAACAAUCGUCCAAUGGAAAUUGGAAUCCAGUAAAUGAGAAAAAGCCGCUUGUUCAUAGCGACACGAAUAAUAUCGAUUGUCAAUGCAAGUGUACAAAAAAGAAAUCUGAUGGAUUAACGGGACGACCCACUAACAACAAUUCUGGAUAUCAUGAUGGUCCUAUGGAGACUCAUGGAAAGAUCGAUUCAAUGCCAACAAAGAAAAAAUCUUUUUCUUGUGCACCGGAUAGCUUCUGGGAUGGGUCAAAAUGUGCACAGAUAGUUUAAGAGAAAUUGACAGGAGAUCUGCAAACGUGAUGGAGUAUAAACCAUAUUCGUUGUAACUUUCUUACGAUCCUACAAUUUUAAAUGUAUCAUGGUUGUGAAAAUAAAUAUU
Molecule: messenger RNA, 604 nt
Organism: Vespula pensylvanica (western yellowjacket)
Lineage: Eukaryota; Metazoa; Arthropoda; Insecta; Hymenoptera; Vespidae
Exons: 2
Coding region: 34-495 (153 amino acids)
Source: RefSeq, a predicted model, not a curated record